UGUGACUAAAACACGCUUUGUCUAGAACGGAACGUAACGAUAUAGUUCGCGUCUUCCACGAUAACGUACAGAUUUGUCAAAUCUAACCUUUAACAACAUCAAAAUACGAUUCAAGACACGCGUCUUCGUGAAUGACAAGUUCUAUGGCUUGUGCUAUUGACCUCAUUUAAUUUAGUUUAGUCCUUUGCUUACUCACAAAAUUCCAACCUUUUUACUUUUGAUUUAAAGCUUACUUUUUAACAAAAAUUUACUUGAAACUUAGGUUUGUCUUUGAUUAAUUUUGAUUAUAUGUGUUAUUUUAUCUGUGAAUAAAUAAAUAUGGCACCGAAGCAAAAGUUCGCUGAAGGUGAGAAAGUAUUGUGUUUUCACGGCCCUCUAAUUUACGAAGCAAAAUGUCUGAAAAGCAGCGUUACUAAGGAUAAACACGUCCGUUACCUAAUACAUUACGCAGGAUGGAACAAGAACUGGGAUGAGUGGGUUCCGGAAAGCCGUGUAUUGAAGUAUAACGAGGCCAAUGUGCAGCGGCAGAAGGAAGUGCAGCGGGCGCAUUCAGCCCAGCCCGCAAAGACCAAGAAAACUCCAGCAAAGGGUCGCAAAUCUGAAUCAGCUGCAACUGCAACACCUGGGAAAGAGGAGGCAGCCACACCUGCUGCCGCCAGCAAGGGGCGCAAGUCGGAGGCGGCGCGCGACGAGUCCCGCGCGUCCACGCCGGCCGGUAAAGACGCGGAGACCCCGGCGGCGGGCAAGGCCAGCAAGACCUCCAGCAAGGACGCGCCUGCGGACUCUGGCUCCGACCAGCCCAAGAAAAAACGCGGCCGCCUGGACCUAUCCAUUGAAUCCGAAGAACAAUACCUAGCCAAAGUAGAAGUGAAGAUCAAAAUCCCCGAAGAACUGAAAGUCUGGCUAGUCGACGACUGGGAUGUCAUUACAAGACAACAGAAAUUAGCCAUCCUCCCGGCCAAACUCACCGUUGAACAAAUAGUCGACAACUAUCUAGCAUUCAAGAAAUCCAGCAAAACUCAUAAUCAAGCAAAAGAAUCCGUCUUAGUAGAUAUUACUGAAGGUAUUAAAGAAUAUUUCAACGCUACAUUAGGAUCUCAACUCUUAUAUAAGUUCGAAAGGCCUCAAUACAGUGAGAUAUUGCAAGAGUACCCCGACACUCCGAUGGCUCAAAUAUAUGGUUCUAUACAUUUGCUUCGGCUGUUUUCCAAAAUGGGUCCAAUGUUGGCGUAUACAGCGCUGGAUGAAAAGUCUUUACAACAUGUGUUAACGCAUAUACAGGACUUUUUGAAGUAUAUGGUGACGAAUAGAUCGACUUUGUUCAAUCUUCAAGACUAUGGAAAUGCUACGCCCGAGUACCACAGGAAGGUACAAUAGUAUUUACAUUGUAGUAAACCGCCUGGUUGUGCUUAACGAAUAAAAAGAAUUUGACAGAAAUGGGUAAGUAAAAAUGACUGCUAUUGGAGCAUUUUAUAAAAGUAUUAGCAACAUGACCCUUUUUUAAACACUUCUGAUAAAGCUAAGAAGUUUUUGGCAUAAAAAUGCUUUAAAUUCAAUGGCAUAUGAUACAAAGUAGAGCUUUUUGUUAAAUGCCCCUAAAGUUAGACCGAGCCAUUUUGAUAGCCCACACUUUCACUGUUAUUUACAGGUCAUAAUUCGAUAGAAGUUUGACGUUUACAAUAAGCCUGGGCUGUCAAAAUCGCUGCGUACUUAGCUUGGUCUAACUCUAUUGCGCUAAUAUUCAUAAGCUGCGUUUCUUUGGAAUACAAACACACACACACACACACACACACACACAGAUUACUCUGGCGCCAAAUACUGAAGAUAUUGGAUUAGAAAAUGUCUCGGAGCAUUUAUUUACAGUUGCUGUCAUAUAUAAAGGAGCGGCUAAGAUGCUCUAAAAAUUGAGAUCUAACGUCUUCGCAAUACGCCUGUAUUUCGCAAUAUGUCUUUAAAUAUUUUUAAAGCCGAAAUUACAUUACGAAAUUUAUGGCGUGAAAUUAAUUUCGUGCCUUUAAUUUUACCAACAGUUCCAAGUGUAAUUUAAUAAUAUAUUUUCGUAAUGCAUGCAUAUCUUGUAAAUCUAGGUAGAUAUUAGCAUGCGAGUCGAGUCUUAUUUGAGUUUUGCAUGCGAUUAUCACGUUUUAUUAUAACCCCAUCUAGUGAAUCUUAACAGCAUUUUGUCCUGCGGUGCAAAUUGAAUGCAUUAGGUGGCGCUACAACUCACUUUGAUCUAAAGAGAAUUUGAAAUAGGGGUGGAUUAUCAAAGACAAUUUUGUAGCCACAGUAAAUUUACUGCCAUCUUUCGACACGUGAUUAAAACUUUUAGAACGCCUUUUGCCUUUGAUCCUUAUUCUUUGAUUGAUAUGUGUUAAAUAUCAAAAAGUGGCGCUUACCAAGCAUCGGCAGGCAGUGGUGCCAUACCUCGAACCGAUGCCGCCAUACCUUUGCCUUUGAUCUAUGAGAUGGCGCCACUUUUUGAUAUUUAACAAAUUUAACACAUCAGUGAAAGAAUAAGGAUCAAAGUCAAAUGGCGUUAUAAAAGUUUUAAUUAAGUGUCGAAAGAUGGCAGUAAAUUUACUUUGCUACAAAGUUUUCUUUGAUAAUACACCCCUAUUUCAAAUUCUCUUUGGUAUUAGUAAGUAAGUAAGUAAAUAUUCUUUAUUGCACCAACAAUUAUACAUUUUACAUACAUGUAGAACUACAAAUACAUUUUAAAGGAAAAUAGAACCAGGUAAGAACAGGCGGUCUUAUCGCUAAAAAGCGAUCUCUUCCAGACAACCUUUAGGUAGCAGGAAAUGUAGAACUAAUACAAAACAUUACAGGUACUGCAAGGAGCUAAAAAUUGAGACUAUUUAACACAAACACACAUACUACACACUACUUAUACAUAUAAGUAUUAAACAAUACCUAAUACACUAAUAAAAAUACAAUAUAAUAUAAUAUAUAUUUAUACUUACAUACAUACAUACUAUAUACAAGCAUGCGAGUCGAGUUUUACAUGCGAUCAUUUCAUUUUAUUAUAACGCCAUCUAGUGAAUAUUCACAGUCUUUUGUCCCGUGGUGCUAAUUGAGUGCACUAGAUGGCGUUACAACACACGUUCAUCGAAUCGAAUCAUUGAAAUUGAAUUUUCAAUCGAUAAGCCACGGAUUCGAAGAAAAGCAAUUUGUUUGAAUAUUAGCAGUUGUUUUUGCCAACUCAUCUCUGUUAUGUUAUAAUUGGGUCAAAAUUCUUUUCGUUGUCUUGUUUUUUGACCCCAAAAAUGUGACGGAGUGUAGCUGUUUGUAUGAGAUGAAAUUUAGUUAUAUAUUUUUCUCAUGGUAAAUGUAAUCUACAGCUAAAAAGACAUGCAAUGGCUCUCGUUUUUUUUUUAAUUUAUUUUUAAUAAAAUACAGAAAUCGUGACAGUGGUCCCAAACAACGGAAAUAAUUUAUACCCAAUUGUUCAACAAAUGUAACCAGAAUAUAUUUUAAAAUUUUAAUUUAAUUGCUGAAAUGAAUUUAGAUCAUACUGUUUCACUACAGAGACAGCGAUAAUCAAUGUUAUGAAAUGAAAUCUUUGUGUCGUUCUCAGCCAAAAGGUACUGAAGAAUUAGCUUGAAAACUGGCAAACUAAUGCUUUAUGUAUGACGUCGUCACAUUUGGGACCUUUCUGUGGUUAAAUAGUACAUUACGAUACAAGUGCGAAAAAUAGGAAAUUCGAAACGAGUGGCGAUAAAUUAAAACACGACCGAAGGGAGUGUUUUAAAUCGACACGAGUUGCGAAUUACCUAUUCGCACAUGUAUCGUACAACGUUUUACAGUACAUAUGGCCCUUUAAAUGUUCGACACAGUAACGUAAUAUGCUACUUCUCGCACUAGUGCUAUAAAGUAGCCCCAUAUGUACUGUAAACAGUUUUUUUAACCUUUUGGUACGGGAACAAGCAAAGCCGGGCUGGUUCGCUAGUUUAGCUUAAGAUUGACUGAAUAUUUGAAGUGAAAGUAUUCAAUGUUGAUAUUGUUGAAAAUGAUUCAUCUAAUGUAAAUGUUAGGACAUUGAUAUUAUAUAUUUGACACGUACAUUUAAGAUCAAAAAUAUCAAUCAGGAUAAAGUGGCAUAAUUAUUAUGUGAACGCAAGCUUAAAUCUCAGUUAUUAUAUUUUUGACUUUAGCUGUGCGUGAAUAGGUUAGGUAGUGUUGUGUAAGUCUAAAAUGUAUCUUAAUUAAAAAAAAAAACAAUAUUUGUGAGAUGUAUAUUUGCGAAAUUUAGUCUGGGCCGAAUAUUUACUUAGGCUUUACAAGUCUUUGUGCAUAGUUUGUGUCAUCCACGAUGACGCGCAGAUAUGUCAAAUCUAACCUUUAAUAACUUGACAUUAUGAGUCAAGGCACGCUUCUUCGUGAAUGACACGAUCUAUAAGUUAUUCUAUAUUUUUCUCUUAGUAUAAUACCGGUAAAAAAACAUGUGGUAUGAGUUUGCCUUGGAGGCAAUUUAGUUAGAAUAAAUAUCUUUACAAAAA
Cydia pomonella (codling moth) is the source of this 4496-nucleotide messenger RNA. It is a transcript of the gene MRG15, whose product is annotated as mortality factor 4-like protein 1. Gene Ontology annotation, cellular component: NuA4 histone acetyltransferase complex; nucleus. The transcript has 7 exons. NCBI's taxonomy places the organism in Eukaryota, Metazoa, Arthropoda, Insecta, Lepidoptera, Tortricidae. Bases 319 to 1377 code for a protein of 352 amino acids. The record is from RefSeq and is a predicted model, not a curated record. Gene Ontology annotation, biological process: regulation of DNA-templated transcription; chromatin organization.